Camellia sinensis is the source of this 2047-nucleotide messenger RNA. RefSeq names its product pyrophosphate--fructose 6-phosphate 1-phosphotransferase subunit beta. The record is from RefSeq and is a predicted model, not a curated record. Gene Ontology annotation, cellular component: cytosol. NCBI's taxonomy places the organism in Eukaryota, Viridiplantae, Streptophyta, Magnoliopsida, Ericales, Theaceae. Gene Ontology annotation, molecular function: diphosphate-fructose-6-phosphate 1-phosphotransferase activity; 6-phosphofructokinase activity; ATP binding. Gene Ontology annotation, biological process: glycolytic process; photosynthesis; response to glucose.
CUUUGCAAACUUGAUAAGUGCGAGUGAGAGAGUGAGAAGGAGACAAAAGAACGAAACCAAAGGGCUUCGAAAACUAUCUCCGAGAGAUCUGAGCUUUGGUCUCUCUGCUUACAUCAAUGGCGUCUGCGUUGGUAUACAACGGCGAUUUCUCCGCUGCAAAGUCUCCGGCGUCAACCAGCCGUGUUGCUUCUGUCUACAGCGAGGUUCAGAACAGCCGUCUCGAUCACUCUCUUCCUCUACCUUCUGUUCUCAAAAGUUCCUUCAAGGUCGUCCAUGGCCCCCCUAGCUCCGCCGCCGGCAAUCCAGAUGAGAUCGCGAAGCUCUUUCCUGGCCUAUUUGGGCAGCCAUCGGCAAUGUUGGUGCCAGGUGAAUCGUCCGAGUUUCCCUCAGGUCUGAAGUUGAAGAUUGGAGUGGUUUUGUCGGGAGGCCAAGCCCCUGGAGGACACAAUGUGAUAUCUGGAAUCUUCGAUUACUUGCAGGAUCGUUGCAAAGGAAGCACGGUGUACGGCUUCAGGGGUGGACCAGCUGGAAUCAUGAAGUGCAAAUAUGUGUUGUUGACUCCAGAGUUCAUUUACCCGUACAGAAAUCAGGGCGGCUUUGAUAUGAUCUGCAGUGGCAGAGACAAGAUUGAAACUCCAGAGCAGUUUAAGCAAGCUCAAGAAACAGCAUUGAAGCUUGAUUUGGAUGGGCUUGUUGUAAUUGGUGGAGAUGACUCAAACACAAAUGCUUGCCUCCUUGCUGAAAACUUUAGGAGUAAAAAUAUGAAAACUCGGGUUAUUGGAUGUCCAAAGACAAUUGAUGGUGACUUAAAAUGCAAAGAGGUUCCAGCAAGUUUUGGAUUUGAUACUGCAUGCAAGAUAUAUUCAGAAAUGAUAGGAAAUGUUAUGAUAGAUGCUCGCUCAACUGGAAAAUACUAUCAUUUUGUACGGCUGAUGGGGCGUGCUGCUUCCCACAUUACAUUGGAGUGUGCUUUACAAACUCAUCCAAAUAUUACUCUUAUUGGAGAAGAGGUUGCCGCAAAGAAGGAGACUUUGAAAAAUGUAUCAGACUACAUAGCUGAUGUGAUAUGCAAACGAGGAGAACUUGGUUAUAACUAUGGCGUGAUACUUAUACCAGAAGGACUUAUUGAUUUUAUUCCUGAGGUGCAGCAUCUCAUUGCAGAACUAAACGAAAUUUUGGCCCAGGAGGUUGUAGAUGAAGGUGGUCUUUGGAAAAAGAAACUUAAUGAGCAAUCCUUGAAACUUUUUGAUCUUCUACCUCCAGCAAUUCAGGAACAAUUAAUGCUUGAGAGAGAUCCACAUGGCAAUGUCCAGGUUGCAAAAAUAGAAACGGAGAAAAUGUUUAUUCAAAUGGUUGAAACUGAAUUGGAGCAUAGGAAGCAGAAGGGUGCAUAUAAGGGCCACUUCAAAGGCCAGUCACACUUUUUCGGUUAUGAAGGCAGGUGUGGUUUGCCAUCUAACUUCGAUGCCACAUACUGUUAUGCUUUGGGUUAUGGGGCUGGAGCUCUCCUUCAUUGUGGAAAAACUGGGUUGAUAUCAUCGGUUGGAAAUUUGGCUGCUCCGGUUGAAGAAUGGACUGUAGGUGGAACAGCAUUGACUUCAUUAAUGGACGUGGAGAGGAGGCAUGGUAAAUUUAAGCCUGUGAUAAAGAAGGCAAUGGUCGAGCUUGACGGUGCUCCAUUCAAGAAAUUUGCAUCCUUGAGAGAAGAGUGGGCCAUUAACAACCGAUAUAUCAGUCCUGGUCCAAUUCAAUUUAUUGGCCCAGUAGCUGAUAAAGUUAAUCACACCCUACUUUUGGAACUUGGAGGCCAGGGUUAACUAUUUAUUUCAAUUUCAUAUUUCUGCUUCCUCAGAUUUUUAAUUUCCCAAUAAUACUCCCUUUCCAAUGUUCAUUUUUUUUUAUUUUUUUGGAUGGUUUUUUAGUUAGUUUGUCGAAAUUUAUGCGACCCUUUUCUUGGACUAUGAUAAGUUUGAUAUACUAUCCUGCAUCAUUGGGUGCAUAAUAAUGAAAAGAUUGUCAAUUUUUGGUAUAUUGAUGCACUGCAAAA